Molecule: messenger RNA, 1102 nt
Organism: Coregonus clupeaformis (lake whitefish)
Lineage: Eukaryota; Metazoa; Chordata; Actinopteri; Salmoniformes; Salmonidae
Product: zinc finger protein 43-like
Exons: 2
Coding region: 108-962 (284 amino acids)
Source: RefSeq, a predicted model, not a curated record
GCGCUCAAGAAGACUGCCAUGAAAUUCGAUUAGUUUGCAGUUUGUGCAAGUUCAUCCGAUAGCGUUAUACCUUUAAACGUUACUUUCUGGUCCUGAGUGGAGUAGACAUGGCUGACCAGGAAACUGGCCCCACUGGGCUGGGUAAGAGGGCUGCAGCAGGUGCUGCGGUUUUCAAAGUGCGUGAGGCUGCAAUGGCUAUUCUUCAAACAGAAUCUACUGGUAACCUGAAAGUACAAAAACGGAUUGUCCCAUCGACUCCUUUCAUUGUACCAGAACCUUCCCUGAAGCCAUACAAGCGGCCCCCCACUCUGCUAUUGCCACCUUCGUACAGCGCCAACCCAGUUGGAGGGUUUGUCUGUGAGGUGUGCGGCCAGAACUUCUUCUCUUUUCCUCAGAUGGUGAGACACAAACAGUUCCACGACGAAGAAAGGCCCUUUCCCUGUGGUGUGUGUGGGAAACGUUUCCUGAGCCGCAGCCACUACACUGAGCACCAGCGUGUUCACACUGGGGAGCGCCCCUUUCCCUGCGACCAGUGUGAGCGCUCGUUCACCACACACCACAACCUGAAGCGUCACCAAACCAUUCAUGCCAAAGAAGAGGCGUACCGCUGCCGGAAAUGUGGCGUGCUCUUCUGCCAGCGUCACGAGUACCCCAGGGGCAUACCCAGACCCGACCUUGAGCCUCGACCUGGGUUUGAGUCCACGUCCACGAUGCAACCCACGCCUCCCAUUCAGGUCACACUCACACCCAAGCAGCUUAAGAAGCUUAACAAGAAGCUUAACAAGAGCCAUGAUCUCUCAACCAAACAUGAUCAUUCUAAAAAGAAGAAAAAGAGGAGUAGAGUCAAACAUCCAGGCCCAGCAGAGAAAGUACAUUCUGUGCCUCAAGAGGAACUUUGGCCUGUGUUGUUAACUAGAGACAAAUUGCAAAAAGUUGCUUAUGACAUUGAGGUUAUUCUUUGAUUCCACAUGAUGAUAAAACAAAUGGGAUAAUCAGUCAGAUCAAGAUUUUAAAAAUAUGACGUUUGUUUUGUUUAAUCUCCACCGAUGUGGACACACUGUUUCAGAAAGGAGUUAUACAGUGGGGAAAGAAAGUAUUUAGU